Molecule: messenger RNA, 1098 nt
Organism: Striga hermonthica
Lineage: Eukaryota; Viridiplantae; Streptophyta; Magnoliopsida; Lamiales; Orobanchaceae
Source: the annotation of a GenBank genome assembly
AUGAAUUGCCACAUAGUGACCCGAACCAUCCCGUUAAUAGUCAGGAAUGUGGCCCAAUCGGAAAAAAAGGAUGACGUAACAUAUAAUACCAUUAGGGGUGGCGUUUCACAGCAGACCGACGAUGCAUUCUGGAACGCUCCUGAUACAUUAGCUGCACUUGAUGAGGUUAUGAAUGCAAUUGAACAGCGGGACUGCUUCAAGAGGAUGCACAAUGAGGGGCCCAGUUACAGCUUGGGGUUGGGUUUGACUCCAGAUUAUGUUGUUGCCGCCGACGAUGUUGAUGAUGGCGCGCGUCAGCGUACGAGUGUGGAUAGAGAUAAAAACAUAGCUGGGACGUCACUUACUGUGGAUUCGCAAAGAGAUAAGGGCAAGCGCAAAAUUGAUGAUACCGACAUUAUAGUCAAACAUUCUGUUGAUGAGGCUUCUGACGUUGAUGUGGAAAGUGAUGACGACGAAGUGUUUCCGAGUGUGUCUACGAGGACUUCAGCCGGUACGUUUGUCAAGGCGAUUUCCGGUCUGUCAAAUGUCAAGAAGAAUGCAGUCCGUGAAAUGGGCUUCGGACGUUUGUUGGAGUUGUCCAUAACUACAACGCCGUUGAAGAUGGGUUUUUGGUUGGUAAACAACUUCAACCACCUGGACCGGAAGCUCCAAUUGUACGAUGGGGAGAAAGUGCACGUCAAGAAAGAAGAUGUAUAUGCUGUGUUUGGGUUGCCUCGUGGAGAGCUCGAGGUUAAUAAUAAGAAGAAGCGAGUUACAUCAAAUAUGUUGGAUGAGUGGAUCGCUCUCUUCGAUGUUAGAAGGCCGUCGAACAUUACGGUGUCGAAGGUCUUGGAUAAGAUCAACGAAUGCGAUGAUGGUGGUGUUUGGUUCAAGCGCCAUUUCAUAGUCCUUAUGUUAUUCUACGUGGACAAGGAAGUGUUGUCCGUGAGAUCGGUCCCGAGGAGGUUCCCGACGUUCAGCUCCUGGAGUAACGAGGCCUUAAGAAACAGAGAAUGUGACGAGAUCGCUUCGAUGCCUUCGGGAGAGGUUUCGUGGAUGCAGACGCUCUCGAUACCCACCAGCAUGAUAAAAUGUGUACGAACUCUGACGACGUCAUAG